Molecule: messenger RNA, 2124 nt
Organism: Dromaius novaehollandiae (emu)
Lineage: Eukaryota; Metazoa; Chordata; Aves; Casuariiformes; Dromaiidae
Gene: POU2F2
Product: POU class 2 homeobox 2
Exons: 15
Coding region: 36-1769 (577 amino acids)
Biological process (GO): regulation of transcription by RNA polymerase II
Cellular component (GO): nucleus
Molecular function (GO): DNA-binding transcription factor activity, RNA polymerase II-specific; RNA polymerase II cis-regulatory region sequence-specific DNA binding
Source: RefSeq, a predicted model, not a curated record
CCUCUGCCCGCAGGUUCUGCACUGGCCGGGAGUGAAUGUUUUACAGCGGCCGCUUCUGCCUGCGAGAAAUAAGGAUGUCUAAGCCCCUGGAGGCGGAGAAGGCGCGCGCGGAGCUGCACGGGGAGCACCCAGACACAGAAAGAAAUGGACCCGACACGAACCACCAGGCCCAGCAGAACAAGCCCCCCCCAUUUGCCCCAGCCCCCCCCGGCCCCGGAGCCAAGAUCAAGGCGGAGGACGCGGCGGAGAUGCCCCCGGCGCAGCCCCUGCCCCAGCCCCAGCUGAUGCUGGCGGGGAGCCAGCUGGCGGGGGACAUCCAGCAGCUCCUGCAGCUCCAGCAACUGGUGCUGGUGCCCGGCCACCACCUCCAGCCGCCCGCCCAGUUCCUGCUGCCGCCGGCCCAGCAAGGGCAGCAAGGGCUGCUGCCGACGCCAAAUCUCUUUCAGCUACCUCAGCAAAACCCCGGGGGCCUCCUGCCAAACCAGCCCCGCCCGGGGCUGCCAGCACAGCCAGCGACUCGGCCGGGCCUCCCCGAGUCCCACCUCAGCCACGGGCCCCCCCCGAAAUGCCUGGAGCCGCCGGCACACCCCGAGGAGCCCAGCGACCUGGAGGAGCUGGAGCAGUUCGCACGCACCUUCAAGCAGCGCCGCAUCAAGCUGGGCUUCACGCAGGGCGACGUGGGGCUGGCGAUGGGGAAGCUUUACGGCAACGACUUCAGCCAGACGACCAUCUCGCGCUUCGAGGCGCUCAACCUCAGCUUCAAGAACAUGUGCAAGCUCAAGCCGCUGCUGGAGAAGUGGCUCAACGACGCCGAGACCAUGUCGGUGGACUCCACCUUGCCCAGCCCCAACCAGCUGAGCAGCCCCAGCCUGGGCUUCGACGGGCUGCCGGGCCGGCGCCGCAAGAAGCGGACCAGCAUCGAGACCAACGUCCGCUUCGCCCUGGAGAAGAGCUUUCUCGCGAACCAGAAGCCUACCUCAGAGGAGAUCCUGCUCAUCGCCGAGCAGCUCAACAUGGAGAAGGAGGUCAUCCGCGUCUGGUUCUGCAACCGGCGCCAGAAGGAGAAGCGCAUCAACCCCUGCAGCAGCAGCCCCAUGCUGCCCUCCCAGGCCAAGCCCCCCGGCUACAGCCCACACGUGGUGAGCAGCCCCAGCGCCGGCGUGAGCCUCCCGCUCUCCCAGGCCUCCGGCAGCCUGAGCACAACAGUUACUACCUUGUCGUCGGCCGGCGGCUCGCUGGCGCCCGGCCGCUGCGCGGGGGCCGGGGGGGUCCCCGCCCUGCCCUCCGCCACGCCGCCCCCCAGCAACAGCACAAACCCCAGUCCCCAGAGCGGCCACGCGGCCAUGGGCCUCUCGGGCCUGAAUCCCGGCACGGGAAGCGCCGUGCUAGGGGUGAACGCGGGGUUAAACCCGGCGCUCAUGGCCACUAACCCGCUGGCCACCAUCCAAGCCUUGGCCAGUGGUGGAAACCUGCCGCUUUCCAGCCUUGACGCCGGCGGGCCGCUGGUGCUGGGCUCGAGCGCGGGGACGGCGGGCAGCCCCAGCAUGGUGACGUCCCCGCUCUUCCUCAACCACGGGGCCCUGCCGCUGCUGGGGGCCGCCCCGGGCGCCGUGGGGCUGGUGCCGGCCGCCGUGGCCGCCGCCGCCGCCGCCGCCGCCGCCGCCUCCUCCUCGCCCGGCCCGGCCUCCUCGCCGUCCUGCUCCUCCUGCAGCUCCGCCAGCGACGCCGCCGCCGGCCCCGCCGCCGACACGGACCCCCGGGCCGAGUGACGGGGACCCCCCUUCCCCCCCGGACCGGCAGCGACCAGAAAAAGAAACAAAGAGAAAAUACCCCCCCCCAAACCCCCCCAACCCCAGCACGCGCUAAAAAACCAAAAACUCCCCCAAACCCCCGGCGCGCCACGUCCCGGACCGGCGGUGGCCGGACCCCCCCGACACACACACCGCCCUUUAACUUAACUUAACUUGACCACGUUCGGGGGGGGGCAGCUCCUCAGACACCCCCCCACCCCGACACCCCCAAAAUUUCCAAUUCCUUCUAUUUCCCCGGGGGCGGGGGGGGCACAGACCAAGAAGAGGCGGUUUUUUUCCGCCCCGUUUUGUGUCUGUUGAAAGUGUGUGUGUG